Engraulis encrasicolus (European anchovy) is the source of this 1158-nucleotide messenger RNA. RefSeq names its product B2 bradykinin receptor-like. The transcript has 6 exons. Gene Ontology annotation, molecular function: bradykinin receptor activity; C-C chemokine binding; C-C chemokine receptor activity. NCBI's taxonomy places the organism in Eukaryota, Metazoa, Chordata, Actinopteri, Clupeiformes, Engraulidae. Bases 1 to 1158 code for a protein of 385 amino acids. Gene Ontology annotation, biological process: calcium-mediated signaling; G protein-coupled receptor signaling pathway; immune response. The record is from RefSeq and is a predicted model, not a curated record. Gene Ontology annotation, cellular component: external side of plasma membrane; membrane.
AUGGCAUCAUUAUUGAACUCUUCAGAGAUCUCCAUACUGGGGAUGAACGAUCACCACCACCACCACCACCAUGACACCAACCAUGGGGGAGAGGAAGAGUGCCCACCGCUGAGUACCCAGGCUCCUGCUUGGCAGUGGGUGUACAGCAUGCAGCCCGCCUACAUGAUGGCCGUGUCAGUCACAGGCAUCACUGGCAACGCCUUCGUCCUGGCUGUCCUCAGUCUGCACACACGGCAGCACCGUACCACAGCUGACGUCUACCUGGCUAACCUGGCGGCCGCGGACCUGCUUCUGACCUGCAGCCUGCCUUUCUGGGUGCACGCCAUCCUGCACGAGUUCCGCUGGGUCUUCGGCACGGCCAUGUGUCGCCUGGUCAGCCUGCUGAUUGGCAUGAACUACCUGUGCAGCGUCCUCUUCCUCACCGUGGUCAGCGUAGACCGCUAUGUGGCGUUGGCCAGGCCCCUGGCCCACCGGCGGGGGAGGCAUCGCGUGGCACUGGCCUGGGCCGUGUGUGGCGCCGUCUGGGUCCUCAGCGGCCUCCUCACCCUGCCCGCCCUGCUCUUCCGCUCCGUACACAUCCUCCCUGAGCUGGGCGUGGAGGCCUGCAUCCUGGAGUAUCCACAUGCAGACUGGAGAAUCCGUUACAACUUGACAGCCAACCUGGUGGGCUUCCUUAUCCCCGUCCCCAUAGUGGCCUUCAGCACCUACAACAUCCUGGCCGUCCUCAACAGCAGCAAGCAGCUGCGUCGCUCCAUCGCCACCGCUGCCUCUGAGGGCCAAGGGGGCCACCAUACGGAGAGGAAGGCAGCCUCCCUGGUGCUGGCUGUUCUGGCUAUGUUUGUCCUCUGCUGGCUACCAUUCCAGCUGGUGUUGAUCCUGGACACACUGCAUCACUACAAAGUGAUCUCGGGCUGUGUGCUGGAGGACGUGCUGGACAUUUGGACCCAGCUGGCCUCAUGCCUGGGCUACAGCAACAGUGCCAUCAACCCUUUUCUCUACGUCAUGGUGGGCAAACACUUCAGGCAGAGGGCUGGGGCCAUACUGAGGUCAAUCACCUGCCGUGACAGGAGGACGUCCGGAUCUACACACAGCCCUACUACCACUGUCAGGUCGAAAUACACUGAGUGCAGUGCAGUGGCUGUUGAUUUGAAGCAAUAA